Pyricularia pennisetigena is the source of this 1593-nucleotide messenger RNA. RefSeq lists its product as uncharacterized. Gene Ontology annotation, molecular function: pyridoxal phosphate binding; cysteine desulfurase activity. Gene Ontology annotation, cellular component: mitochondrion; nucleus; cytosol. The record is from RefSeq and is a predicted model, not a curated record. Lineage: Eukaryota; Fungi; Ascomycota; Sordariomycetes; Magnaporthales; Pyriculariaceae. The annotation marks the transcript as partial. The transcript is spliced from 3 exons. Gene Ontology annotation, biological process: [2Fe-2S] cluster assembly.
CAUUUGCAAAUUCCCAUCCUUUCACAGACUGUCCCAUAUCCAAAUGUGACCAUGUCAACCAUCGCGGCAUCAGCAUUAAGGCAGGCAUCACGCCUAGUAUGCCGACCUUCGGCGUCAACUGCCUCGUGGCAGGCUAUUCGCAGCGGUGCGAGGGCUUCGGGCGCUGCAUCAUUACGCAAGUCUGCCCCGGCCAGGACGUACGUGUCGGAGAGCAAGAGAGAUAAUGCUCAGGUCGCCGAAGCGAACAUCGAAACAGCCAUUCAUCUUGACAAGAAGGACUUUGAAAGGAUCGGAUUGUCGAUGGAAUCACAGGGAGGCUCCGACGUCGCCGUGUCGCCCAUGGCUGAGAUAUUGAAAGGCGCUGCUGUCAUGGAAGAAGGACAACGGCCAAUAUAUCUCGACAUGCAGGCUACCACCCCAGUUGACCCGCGUGUUCUGGACGCCAUGUUGCCUCUCUACGUUGGCGUGUACGGCAACCCGCACUCUCGAACACACGCUUACGGAUGGGAGAGUGAGAAGGCUGUUGAGGACGCCAGAGCUCACGUUGCUUCUCUGAUCGGCGCCGACCCAAAGGAGAUUAUCUUCACCAGCGGUGCGACUGAGAGCAACAACAUGAGCAUCAAAGGUGUGGCGAGGUUUUUUGGCCGAUCCGGCAAGAAGAAGCACAUCAUCACGUCACAGACAGAGCACAAGUGCGUGCUCGACAGCUGUAGGCAUCUUCAGGAUGAGGGCUUCGAGGUCACGUACCUGCCUGUCCAGAACAGUGGACUGGUUGACCUGAAGGAGCUUGAAGCUGCCAUGCGUCCUGAUACGGCUCUCGUCAGCAUAAUGACGGUCAACAACGAGAUAGGUGUGAUCCAGCCAGUGGAGCAGAUUGGCAAGAUGUGCAGGGAGAGGAAGAUUUUCUUCCACACAGAUGCCGCGCAAGCUGUGGGCAAGAUCCCUAUGGACGUCAACGCAAUGAACAUUGACUUGAUGUCCAUUUCUGGGCACAAGAUUUACGGCCCCAAGGGUAUCGGCGCAUGCUAUGUUCGUCGACGCCCGAGGGUCAGACUUGACCCCAUUAUCAGUGGUGGCGGCCAAGAGCGAGGACUCAGGAGCGGCACGCUAGCGCCUCCCUUGAUUGUUGGCUUUGGCGAGGCCUGCCGUAUCGCCAAGCAGGAGAUUGAAUACGAUUCGAAGCGAAUCAAGUACCUCUCUGACAGGCUACUCAAGGGACUUUUGUCCAUGGAGCAUACCAGCCAGAAUGGACACCCGGAUCACUUUUACCCGGGCUGCGUCAACGUCUCAUUCGCCUAUGUUGAGGGCGAGUCUCUGCUAAUGGCACUCAAGGAUAUUGCCUUGUCUUCUGGCAGUGCCUGCACUUCGGCGUCCCUCGAACCCAGCUAUGUCUUGCGAGCUCUGGGUAACAGCGACGAGAGUGCUCAUUCGAGCAUCCGGUUUGGUAUUGGCCGCUUCACCACUGAGCGGGAGAUCGACUACGUUCUCAAGGCUGUACAGGAGCGUGUGUCGUUCCUCAGGGAGCUCAGUCCUUUGUGGGAGCUUGUGCAAGAGGGAGUGGAUCUGAACACCAUUCAAUGGAGCCAGCACUAA